Epinephelus fuscoguttatus (brown-marbled grouper) is the source of this 7080-nucleotide messenger RNA. It is a transcript of the gene cgnb, whose product is annotated as cingulin b. The transcript has 24 exons. Gene Ontology annotation, cellular component: myosin complex. The record is from RefSeq and is a predicted model, not a curated record. The coding region runs from base 1657 to 5493 and encodes 1278 amino acids. Lineage: Eukaryota; Metazoa; Chordata; Actinopteri; Perciformes; Serranidae.
GACAAAGAACAGCAUGGAGGUGCAUCAUAAAAGGACAAACAAAGACAUUCUUUGCUUUGAUCUAACUGAAUGACCUGUGUGUCAUGUCAGCUACUUGCCCAACUUUCUCUUGACUAGCCCUUUACUUGUUCACUACACAGAAACUCACUCAUUGACAUUCAUGCUUAUAUAUAGCACUUUGAGUGACUCUUGGUAACUGAUUUUUCUCCCCCUCCCCCCUAAAGGAGUCAAAUCAUGAUGAAUGUUAAAGUUCACAGUCCUUCAAGACAUUUAGCCUGCCAACCAGCAAAGCACUGACACCAACACACUACCUCACACUUUGUGACUGACUGGCACGGACGCUCUCGCACUGACUGUGAUUGACACGCCACACUCAUGCACCACAUGACUAUAGUGAUAUUUGAAACACAAUCCAGUGGAGAAAGUACUGUUGAACUAUUCCCUUGCUGUGUAUUGACACAAUGACUCAAAGCAUCAGCGUUACUCUGAUUUUUGUGGCUUUAAAUUAAAACAGACAUGAUAUAUAAAAUUUUAAAAUUGAAAAAAAAAAAAAUAAUAAUAAUUUAAAGAGUGCCUGAAAAUCUGAAAGGGACUUGGGUUUCAUUCAUGGAUUGAUUCACAGUUUUAUUUGCCAUCAAAAUGCUUCAUUCUAGCACUGCCCUGUCACAUUGUUAGCCUUUUUACUGCAAGGAAUUUAAAGAAAAUGGAAAAAAUACUUCAGUAUAUUGCAGCUUAGAAUCUCGAGUGUUUGGGGAGAGAAAAAAACAGUUUUUAACUCUUCUUCCUGCUCUCUCACACACACACACACAUACACACACUUCUGCCACAUACAUCUUGUUUCUGUCAUUUUGUACCUAGUGCUGAUUAAUCCAAAGGAGACCCUGGCCGAGACUUCAUCCACACCUCACAGAGAGGAUUUUACCACCGAAAUAGUUGUAAAUAUUAGGACAAAACAUUUGUCUGGAGCUCCCAUCAGUUGUGAACAUGCCACAGAGUUGACCAAUGAACAAAUAAUAAGUUGUUUAACUUACGUGUCUUGGUUGUAAACAGUAUGACAUUUUGGUUUUUAUACAGUACAUUUGAGUCAACGAUUUCUUUUUAUCUCUGCAGUACACAUGAAUUGUGAAAUCAGUGCUUUUGGAUGGUGUUGGCAUAGCAAGUAGUGACAUCAUGUCAUAUCAGAUGUGCAUAGUCCUUUACAAAAAAAGAAAAAGACAAAAAAAGAGUGGGGGCGGGGGGUGCAUGUGAACCAAUGCAGUAACUGUCUGAUCUGUUUAUGUUUAUAUUCUGGCCUCUGCACUGCAUGAGGCCUCGAAGUAGACCAAAUAACUUAAGAGCGAACAAUACCCAUUUUCACAUUUCUGUCACGGUAUAAGGUGUUUAUAACUAUUCUUCUGUCUCUCUCUUCCCUUAUUUUUCCUUUAUUCAAUGUCCAAGUUGCCUUUCUUUUCUUGCUCUCUCAGCUGUUCCUUUUUUUAUUGAGUACUGGUAUUUCGUGCUGUGCUCUUGCUCUGCUCUGGCGCCUCCUGGUGGAACCCGGAGGAACCAGUGAGUCCCACACCAGGUGGGGAAAGGAAAGAGAUGAAACUGAGCCCCCAGCAGGCACCGCCUCCUCGGGGAGCCGCCCACCAAUGAAGUCGGUCCUGAGGCGGGACGAUGACUAUCCGAUGUGCUGGCAACAGUACAGAGCCGCUGCUGCUGCUGCUGCUGCUGCUGAGAGCACCGACACAGGAGCUGUGGCUGAGGACGGAGGAACAUCUCUGGAUCAUCCGUGCAGGUGCAAUCCCCAAGGGCAACAGACACUGUGGGAGAAAGUUGAAGAUCAGACGGCAGGACGUAAAGGAGGGUGCAGGAACAGGAAUCCAGGAAGUCAGCAUGACCACUCUGUCCACUGACAGGAAGCCUCUUGUGGAUUACGGUGUUCAGAUCCGCUUCAUUAAGGACCUCCAUGACACAGGCGGAGGCUAUCCAGAUAAAUCCAAAGGGAACACCAGUGCAACCCCUCCUUCCAGUAAGUAUGGGGUGGCUGUGCAUGUUCAGGGAAUCUCUGGACAGCCUUAUGUGGUCCUGAAAGAUGGUGAGAAAGGUGACUCUUAUGGAGUUCAGCUGAACACUCCUACCCCCAGCUCGGGGCCACCUUCACCUUGCAACAACCUCCCCAAAACGAACGAAGAACCAGCAGAAUUAACAAACCCAUAUGGCCCUGCUGUAAAUACAGCACGCUCCCCUGUUUCGUCAACAGAGGAUGAGGUUGGGGAGAUUUUUGGGAGCCCUCAUAAAAGACCUCCCGGGGACGGUCAAGCAGGAACACAAGGGGAGGAGGAGGGUGGGGCUGGCAGACAGGGAGAGAGGUCAAAAGCUGUACCCCCAAGAGUCAGCCAAGCAGAGAAAAACAGAGACAGGACUAGUAAUGAGGAGUACAACGAAGCAGGGCUGAAACCUGUCAGAUUAAAUGGCGUGGGACCCAGAGGGGUCAAGCAAACUGGCUCUGGCUACACCGGCUCUUUGGGGAGAUACAGUGUGAAAAAACAGAGCACAGAUUCUCCUUCAGAUUCGUUCCCAAAACCUCCAGCAUCAACUAACCAGGAGCCCAUCCCAGCAAUUGACACCAACUCCCUGGCCCCCAUCAACAAGCUCAUCAAUAAGUUCAACAGUGGGACACCAGGCAGCGCCCCGCAGACGAGAGGCCGCUCUGGAGCGAGGCAGCGGCUCCGGUUUGAUGAGCGCAGGCGGUCGAGAAGUCUCGAUGCUCGAAAGGAUGUCCAGCCCGAGUUUCCCUCUUCCAGCUCUCCAACCAUGAAUCCCUACGCUGUCCCUCUGUCUACCUCCUCGUAUUUGUUUGCAUCAUCUGCCCCAGCGAGCGGCAGCCUGGGAACCAGCCCUGCAUCUGUUUCCAAGGUGACGGCACUCGAGGCCCCCAAGCAGAGCUUUAAAUCACCAGGGAAGUUUGUUGCCACGGACACCCAUCCAGCUGUGGCAAAAAAGCCUGAGAUAACUCCGAGGAGCCUGAGCCUGAGCAAAGACAUCAUCAAUGGGGAGGAAGCUCAAGUCAAGCAAACUAUUUUCAACAUCCUUAAAGAUGGCACCAGUGAAAGCGAGGGGUCCCUUAAAAGGAAGGUCAACCUUGUCUACGAGACAACCAGCAGUUGUAAGAAGGGAGGAUCUGAUGGGAGUUUCAGGAAGGGGAACCUUGAGGAACUUCAGGAGCAACUCAGUCGCUGCAAGAAAGAACUUCAGCAAGUCCAUGAUGAACUGGCCGAGGAGCGUAUGGCCAGAGAGAUGGCUGAGUCUCGUCUGCGCCUACAGGAAGAUCAGCUGGCUGAGCUUCAGGAGGAGCUGAGGAGGGUUUCAGAAAACUCACCUCACUCAGACUCACUGCAGAUGGAUGUGAUGACUCUGCAGGCCGACCUGGCCGAGGCCGCCAUGUUACGUCAGCGCCAGGAGGAGAUUCUACGGCAGCGCGAGCGGGAGCUGACGGCCUUAAAGGGGGCGCUGAAGGAGGAGGUGGAGUGCCAUGACAGAGAGAUGGAGACUCUGAGGGAGCAAUACAGCCAGGACAUGGACAACCUGAGGACAACCAUGGAACAGGUCACACAGUCCCAGGAGCAGAUAGAAGAGGAGAGGGAGAGGGUGAACGCCUCCAUGUUGACGCUGGAGGAAGAACUGGAGAGCUACAGAGAUCAGGGAGAGAAGUGGAAGACGCAGCUGGACGCCACCACGAAGGAGCUGCACAACACCAAAGAGGAGAGUGGGAGGCACGUCAACAGUCGAAUGCUGCUGAAAUCCCGUGUGGAGCGGGAUGAACUUGAGUGUGAGCUGAAAGAUCUUCAGGAUUCACAGCUUGCCACGAAGAAACAAAACCUCACGUCUGAGGAUAACCAUUCUCUAGCAGAGGAGCUUCGGCGUUGCCAUGAUGAUCUGAAGCAGGCUCGCACCGAUCUGGACAAACAAAAGGGCGAGCUAGAUGAGAAGAGAGAGGCACUUAAAGCCCUGAAGAGAACGAGUGGAGAGAAAGAGGCCGAGCUUCUGUCUGAGAUCAGCAGGCUGAAGGAGCAGGCGCAGAAAGACAAGGCCGAGCUGGAAAAGGCGUCCAUGAAGGCAAAGGAGUCAUCAGUUGGGUCUUCAGGAAAGACUGUGGUGGACCACAGCACCAACCUGGAGCUCCAGGAAGCAAACACUCGCCUCAGAGAGAGGCUGGCCCGCAUGACGAGACUUCACUCCAGCGCUCGAAGCCCGGAGGCUGAGGAGGCGGUGGAAGCUCUGGAGGAUGAGAACCGCUCCCUGAAGACUCAGCUGGAGGAGGCCAAGAGAGGAGCCACCCGCCUGAGCAAGGAGAGGGAUGAGCUGACCCGGCAGCUGGAGGAGAAAGACCUGGAGAGAGAGGCGCUGAGGAGGGGCAAGAGCGACCUGGAGGAUCAGAAGAGGCUGUUGGACCGAGCCCUGGAGAAGAUUAACAAAGAGAUGGAGAUAAUGAUGGGAGAUUCCCGUCAGUCGGUUUCCACCCUGCAAUCACAACUUGACGACUACAGGGAGCGCUCGAGGAAGGACCUGCUGGAAGCCCAGCGCAACAGCAAGGACAGGCUGGCUGAGCUGCAGAGGGCUCAGAGCAACCUCAAGGUCCAGCAGGAUGAGGUUUCCCGUCUGAAGAAGGAGCUGCUGGGGUGCAGCGAGGAGAGAGACAGCGCCCAGUUGGACAGAGACCUCCUCAGCAACCGUCUCAAACACUUGGAGAGCGAGCUAGAAUCAGAGAAGAGCAGCCACACUGACCGCACCAGGGAGAUCAGGGGCCUGGAGGAUAAGAUUAAGACGAUGGAGAUCGAGCUGGAUGAGGAAAGGAGCAGCGUGGAGCUUCUGAACGACCGCAUCACUCGUAGCAGAGAUCAGGUGGACCAGCUUCGCUCAGAGCUGAUGCAGGAGCGUUCAGCGAGACACGACCUGGAAAUGGACAAGAGCGCUCUUGAGAGACAGUUGAAAGAGUUGAAGUCUCGUGUGGCGGACAUGGAGGGACAGAAUCGGCCCUCACCUGGACUCAGCCUGCUGGAAAAAAAAAUUCAAGAGUUGGAGGAGAGACUGCGCAGUGAGGAAAGAGAGAAGGCCAGCAUCCAGGCCUCUCAGCGACGGAUGGAGAGAAAGCUGAAGGAGCUAAACGUCACUUUAGACCAGGAGAGAACCCAGCAUGUCGAGCAGAGAGAUCAGCUGUCUCUGCGCGUGAAGGCCUUGAAGCGGCAGGUGGACGAGAGCGAGGGGGAGGUGGAGCGCUUGGAGGGAGUCCGCCGGAAGGUUCUCAGGGACCUGGAGGAGCAGCAGGAGCUCCAAGAAGCACUGCGGGCCAAAGUCACAGCCCUGGAGACUGAACUAAAGCGGAAGUCACAGCACUCACAUCGUUCAGCUCUGGGCUCCUCCACUUUAAGCUCUGAGGAUGAGGACGGUUUCUAUGACACCAACAUCACCUCCAUCCUCAACGAGAGCCACCUACAGACCACCAACUGCUAGAGGAAGAUGAAUUUUUUUUUUUUUUUUUUUUUUUUAAAAAAAAGGACCCUUCCUCCAGUGCAGACACUUGUAUCAGAGAGAGGUACUCAGGGCAUCAAGGACUGGCUCGUGCGUUGCCAUGCACUACAAACUUGCCUUGCAGUUCUUCGGUUUUAUUUUUAGCACAGCAGUCCAACAGAGACAGGUUGUCAGGAUAAUUAGAUUGCAUUUUUUUUGAGCCUUCAGCUGUGAUUAUGAUUGCUUCACUGCUGCCAUGUUUUAUCUGUCUUGAGAUCCUCAGUGUCUGUUUCUCUGUUAUUUUAAAGAGAAGAAUUACAGUUACACUUAGAAAUACAAGUUUCAAUACGUUGUACUUCAACGUGAAUCUAAGAAAGGCUCUUUGUUGUGUGCAUUGACUAUAUUUACUAUAUACUACUGUGGCAUGCGUUAUGUUCAGAGGUCAUACUCGCAAAAUUCAAACUACUUUUAAACCAAAAAAUAACUUUAUAAGACUCUUUUUUUCAUAUUGUUCCCAUCUUGUGUUUGCUUGCACACGAUAAGUUACAUCUGUCAGUGUUGGUAGCAGUGUUUCUUUGUGUAUUAAAAGUGAUGUUUUGUUUUUUACCUUUGAACGUGACACUGACGGGCCAUUUAAACUGAGCCUAUAUUUUUACACUGUAUUAGCUGUGCAUACCUGUUACUCAAGACAAUCAAAUAUACGUACAGUAGCACUGUGUAUCCUCAGAGAUUAAUCCUCUCCCUAUAAACUUUUCUACUGUAACCACCAUAUUUCUGAUGUGGUUUAAUGUGUCCUUGAGCUUGAUUUGUGUGCAUGUUCUCACUCUAAUGCCUUAAAAAGUAGCUUCAUAUCUUUGUUUUACCUCAUGUUGUGUCUGCAUGUGUUCUGUUUAUAUGCUGCUGUAAUGGUUUAAAUAGUAUUUUAUAUGCUUGCCUGUGCGUGCAUCUCCUGUUCAUUCCUACUGAGAGAAUCAUUAGUAGAGAUUUGGAAGCAUUUUUCUUUGUUUCACCUGGCCGUUAUUAAUGUUGAUUGUAACCUCCAUAUGACACUUUGAUUAUUGUUUAACCACGUCACUUUUAAGAUUUGUAUUGGGGAAAUUACAAGUAAGGAGGCUGUUAAAUGUAGAAUAUGUUUAUUAAGCUGCUGGUAACAUUUUUCACAGAUAUUUUAAGUACAUUUUGGACUGUGUGUACAAUAAAAAGAUGUGUAUCAGAUUUUUCUCCUCAUUUUCUUAUUUCUAUGACAUCUAUAUAUUUAUCAUCAUGAAACAAUGGUGUUGCAAUACACUGGUACUACUAAUAACUAUGAUAUUCAAAACUGAAAUAUCUAUAUCACGUUAACAACACACAUAUGAUAAUAUUGUGUCAAUGAUCCAACGCCUCUUAAAUCUUUUCCAUUUCUUACUUUUCUCACUUUGUCUCCCUCUCCCAGUACUAUGUGGUUGUUUUAUUCAUCAAGUGUUUUUGCUCCUUUUGUACACUUAUGUUAGUUAAUGUUACAGACUCUCUCCGCCUCCAGACAUUCAGAUUUUGAGUGUAAUUCAUUUGCCAAAAAUAGUCAAAAUGCACAAUAAACAAGUUAAAGAUGAA